AGCAAUUUUUAUCAAACACAUUUUUGAACUUAAUUUUUUUUAUACCCACUUUUUAUAAAAUGAGCUUAGUACCAAACCAGUAGGUUUGCAUAUUUCAGCUUUUUUACGAAGCUGCCAUUGGUUCGAAUAACGGGAAUGCCCGUUUAGGGUUAACAUUGCACGGUUGGGGGCAAAAGUUGGGUGGGCAUUGUUGUCAGUUUGGGUUUGGGACAAGUUAGGAUUGUAUUCGGUGGGAUCGACCGCUCAGUGUGGGAUUUGGUGAGGGGAAGGCAUGCGGCUUACAGAGAGGAGGAGAGAUAGAGGGGGAGGGAGAGAGCGUUCUGCAGCACGCUAGCAGUUUUCGUUCAGAUCCAGGGAUGUCUUAUCUGGUCACUUCUCUCUAUGGUGGUCCCUUAGAGUUUACGUUUAUCGUGCAAAGCACAGAAGACCCUGCUUAUCGGGCUGUAUCUAUGCUACUGUCAGAGCUUAAGGACGAGGUUGAUGUUAAGAUUGUUGUGGCUGGUAUUUCAACAAUCUGCAGUCAGAAAAUUCACAACCAAUUGCAAAAAACCUUGCGGCGAGCAAACUGGCACAACCAAUUCUGCCAGAAUUGCUGGAGAAUUCCACAACCAAGGUCAUUGAGUACGGCCAGAAGCAUGUUGAGGGUCGAGACGGCGAUAGCACCGAUGUUGGCAAGAGCGGCGACCCCUUUUCAAGAAAAGCCAAAGACAUUCUCGACGAUGAUGAUAAUGGAGUUCAGGAUUAUGAUUCACCCCGAACAACAAGGACGGAUAUGCUGUCUAUGCCAACAAGGGGGUAAGGCUAUGUUGGAGCAAAAACUGUGCAGGCAAAGACAUAAGAGUGAUGGGUUUUGGAAUGAAAUGCAAAGAGAGCUCAGCAUGAGGGUGCUGUUGGUUUGCCUUGCCUGGAAGUGUUGCAGUGCGGGGUUGUUCAAGAAAAAAGGUUUUAAAGAUCCUUUGCAGAUGCAGGAUCUUCUGCUAAGAUUGUGUGAGCCGUUGCUUCAGCCAAAACAGGUGCUCUCUCCAUUUUUCAUCUCUUCCAUACUCAAACCCUAGCCGCUCCACCUCUCUCUCCCAUACAUAAGCAAACUCCAUCUGAAAGCCGAAGAAUCCAAAGGAACAACAGGGAUUGUAGACUACACAAACUUAGAAGAUAUGAAGUACGUGCUGAGUCCUUUUACUUUAUCACUCCAGAGUCCAGACAUUCAUAUUUUCUGUAACCUUCUAUGGAGCAUGGGUACUAGGUUGGUCAAGGACAUGGGGAGAAGAGCACUUUGGAAAUGGUAAGGUGCACAAAUAUGGAAAAAGCACGACAGGGGAAAGCUGGGAUAUUGUUGUGGAUGAGGAGACCUAUUACGAAAUGCACGGGCUAAUUGUGGUUGCAUCCUAGCUAGCUACGAAGGAUCUUUAGUCUUAGCGACAACUUGUACGAAGGACUGUUCCCAGUUCCUGGUGGGGUUGUGAAUAUGACUCUACAGAUGGACUACAGAUGUACUAGCUUCUUAAAUGGCAGUAUGUAUAGUUCAACCCUUCUUAUCAUCUUUGAGUAAGAAAAAUCAAAGCAUUAAUUAUUCUGCAUGAGUUUUCAUGCAUUCACCAUCGUGUGAAUGCAUCAGAGUUUUUGGCCAAAUUUUCCACAUAAAAUUUAGAGAGUUUUAACGAAAUACUCUUGGUACUCGGUCUUAGCUACGACUUGUAUGAAGGACUGUUCCCAGUUCCUGGUGGGGUUGUCAAUAUGACUGGUCUUAAAGUUCUGUCCCUACAGAUGGACUAUCUACUUAAAUGGCCGUAUGUACAGUUCAACCCUUCUUAUCAUCUUUGAGCAAGAAAAAUCAAAGCUUUAAUUAUUCUGCAUGACUUUUCAUGCAUUCACCAUCGUGUGGAAUAUAUCAGAGUUUUUGGCCAAA
Molecule: messenger RNA, 1906 nt
Organism: Pyrus x bretschneideri (Chinese white pear)
Lineage: Eukaryota; Viridiplantae; Streptophyta; Magnoliopsida; Rosales; Rosaceae
Exons: 13
Coding region: 357-1055 (232 amino acids)
Biological process (GO): glucosylceramide biosynthetic process
Cellular component (GO): membrane
Molecular function (GO): ceramide glucosyltransferase activity
Source: RefSeq, a predicted model, not a curated record